Cornus florida is the source of this 2116-nucleotide messenger RNA. Its product is annotated as tonoplast dicarboxylate transporter. Gene Ontology annotation, cellular component: membrane. Bases 176 to 1777 code for a protein of 533 amino acids. Gene Ontology annotation, biological process: monoatomic anion transmembrane transport. The record is from RefSeq and is a predicted model, not a curated record. Gene Ontology annotation, molecular function: transmembrane transporter activity. The transcript is spliced from 6 exons. Lineage: Eukaryota; Viridiplantae; Streptophyta; Magnoliopsida; Cornales; Cornaceae.
UUAGUAUUCAUGAGCUACAUCCAAAAAUCAUAAGAAGAAAAACUACAAAACUUGUCUACCCACUUUUCCCCCAAAAGUAUAUACAAUAUAUAUAUACACACACAGUUGCACACACAUAUACAUAUAUACAACCUCUGUGAAUCUCCAUUUCUGAUUCUCUCUCAACCCCUCCAAAAUGAACGGUGACCAGACAACAGAUAUCUCAGAUGAAAACAAAACCCCUCUGCUUCCAACCCACGACCCAAUCAAACGGCCACAGAGCUUCAAUUCAUUGGUCAAAUCAGUGUUCACACUCAGCCAUUUCUUCAUUCUCUUGGGACCACUUUUGAGCACCAUUAUAUGCCUGUGGGUUAAGGUAGAUGGUCCGGCGACUAGCCGGAACAUGCUGGCCGUCAUGACUUGGGUCUUCGCCUGGUGGCUCACCGACGCUGUGCCCAUGCCUAUAACAUCAAUUUCGCCCCUCUUUCUCUUUCCUUUGUUCGGCAUAUCAUCUGCUGAUCAUGUUGCCAAAUCUUAUAUGGACGAUGUGAUUGUGCUGCUCCUUGGAAGCUUCAUACUCGUUCUUGCAGUGGAGCAUUACAACAUCCACAGAAGAUUGGCCUUGAAUAUAACACUACUAUUCUGUGGUGAUCCACUCAAUCCACCACUUCUCCUACUAGGAAUAUGCGCAACGACGGCGUUUGUGAGCAUGUGGAUGCACAACACUGCAGCAGCAGUGAUGAUGAUGCCUGUGGCCACUGGAAUUUUACAUCGAUUGCCAUCUGGGCCCAACCAAUCGGAGGUGGUGGGUAAAUUCUGCAGAGCCGUGGUGCUGGGGGUGAUAUACUGUGCGCCAAUAGGAGGGUUGAGCACGCUCACCGGGACAGGUGUCAACCUGAUAUUGGCGGGAAUGUGGAAGAGGUCCUAUCCAGAAGCAGACCCCAUAAGCUUCAACACAUGGUUCUUCUUUGGCUUUCCUUUGGCUCUAUUGAUUUUCUUUGCUCUGUGGGGUAUACUUUGUUUGUUGUAUUGCUCAAAGGGCACUUCUCAGGCUCUCUCUGCUUAUUUGGACAAAGCCCAUUUGAGGAGGGAGCUUCAAACCUUAGGUCCAAUGGCUUUUGCUGAGAAGAUGAUAUUGGCUGUGUUUUCGAUGCUAAUAGUUUUGUGGAUGACAAGGAGCAUAGCUGAUGAUAUUCCCGGUUGGGGAGCUCUCUUUAACGGGCGUGCUGGGGACGGAACUGUUAGUGUGAUGAUGGCAACCUUAUUGUUCAUAAUUCCAAACAAGAAGCAAAAGGGAGAGAAGAUAAUGGAUUGGAACAAAUGCAAGAAGUUGCCAUGGAACAUCAUUCUGCUGUUAGGUGGUGGUUUUGCAAUAGCUGAUGGAGUCCAGUCGAGUGGCCUGGCCCAUGUGCUAUCAAAAACCCUAGAUUUCUUGGAGAAUGCCCCAUACUUAGCCAUAGCCCCUGCAGUGUGUCUCAUAAGCGGGACCAUAACUGAAUUGAUCACAUCAAAUGAUGCCACCGCCACGCUCGUCCUGCCACUACUCAUCCAAAUUGCUCAGACCAUGCACGUGCACCCGUUGCUUCUUAUGCUCCCCGGAGCCAUUGGAGCACAAUUUGCUUUCUUGCUUCCAACAGGAACCCCUUCAAAUCUCGUAGGGUUCGCAACUGGUCACAUUGAAAUCAAAGAUAUGAUCAAGACAGGGUUGCCACUUAAGAUUGUUGGAACUGCUAUUCUUUCUAUUCUAAUGCCUACUCUUGGAGCCUUUGUUUUUGGGACAGGCAAACCAGUACAAUAGGCUUAAUUGCAAAAGGUUUGGGCACAUACAAUGAAGUGCCAGCAUUACAUGUCUUGGGGGAAGAAAAAUAACAUAUAUCACUGCAAAAAAAAGUAAUUAUAUAUGAUUUUCCGGGUCUUUAAUAUAUAUAUUUUUUUCAUUUUUUUUUUUUUUGGGGGGGGAGGAGGGGUGGGUGUUUAUUGAUAAUUUGUGAGUUGAUUUUUCCUUCUUUCUUAUAGCAAUUUAUUUGUAAAUUUGAUGAGUGCUGUGGGUUGGAAUCAACUUAAUUUAUUCAAAAUAUCCCUAUUUUCUGUGUAUUUGUAGCAUUUAAUAAGCAUAUAGUAUUUUUUUUCCUGGGUU